AUGCUCAGCAGUCCAAGGAGCCCAGCAUGGGCAAAGUUCCAGUUUUGGAUCAUCAAUUCCGAAGGAGUGAAAACAAAAGGCAUGAAGAGCCCAAGAUACUUCAUGUUCCUGCAAAAUGAACACUGGGUAUUCAGACAGUUCAUCCUCCAAGAUUUCCUCUUGUCCCAGGAGCCUUGGAUACUCCAAGACGAUGAGCUCAUCCUCCAAUGCAAGGUGACUGUGGUGCAAGAUGCUUUCGGCAUCUCUGAGGAGAGAACGACGCCAGGGAUCCAGGUUCCAAGGUACACUAUGGCAGAUGAGCUAGGAGAGCUGUGGGAGAAUUCCCUCUUCACAGACUGCUGCCUGGUGGUAGCUGGCAAGGAAUUCUGGGCUCACAAGGCCAUCUUUGCAGCUCGCUCUCCAGUUUUCAGAGCCAUGUUUGAACAUGACACGGUGGAGAGGAGAAAAAAGCAGGUUGAGAUCCACGAUCUGGAGCUGCGAGGCUUCAAGGCAAUGAUGGGCUUAAUUUACACCAAGAAGGCACCAGACCUCCACUACAUGGCAGAUGCUGUGCUUGCAGCUGCCGACAAGUAUGGCCUGGAGAGUUUGAAGGUCAUGUGUCAGGACGUCCUCUGCAAGGACCUCUCUGUGGAGAAUGCUGCCCACAUUCUCAUUCUGGCUGACCUCCACAGUGAAUGGCAGCUGAAAACAGAGGCCAUGAGUUAA
Messenger RNA from Mesocricetus auratus (golden hamster), 705 nucleotides. Its product is annotated as TD and POZ domain-containing protein 5-like. Bases 1 to 705 code for a protein of 234 amino acids. NCBI's taxonomy places the organism in Eukaryota, Metazoa, Chordata, Mammalia, Rodentia, Cricetidae. Gene Ontology annotation, biological process: proteasome-mediated ubiquitin-dependent protein catabolic process; regulation of proteolysis. The transcript has a single exon. The record is from RefSeq and is a predicted model, not a curated record. Gene Ontology annotation, cellular component: cytoplasm; nucleus. Gene Ontology annotation, molecular function: ubiquitin protein ligase binding.